This is a messenger RNA of Elaeis guineensis (African oil palm), 772 nucleotides long. Its product is annotated as EG45-like domain containing protein. Gene Ontology annotation, biological process: systemic acquired resistance. The record is from RefSeq and is a predicted model, not a curated record. Gene Ontology annotation, cellular component: apoplast; cell wall. Lineage: Eukaryota; Viridiplantae; Streptophyta; Magnoliopsida; Arecales; Arecaceae.
AGGGACAUCAGAAAACUCCUUAUCACUAGAUAGCAUUUAGAGGUGGUGAGAUUCAAGGAGAUGGCAAUGGAGAAACGCUUUGUUCUGUUGCUGGCCGUGUUGCUUGGCCUCCAAUCUCUCGUGGCCGCUACUCCUGGGACGGCCACCUAUUACACCCAAUACGUCCCCUCCUCUUGCUACGGCUACGAAGACGAGGGCACCAUGAUUGCAGCGGCGAGCGACGCCAUCUGGGACAACCGCGCAGCAUGCGGGCGAAUGUACUCCGUGAGGUGCACCGGUGCAACGAACGAAGGCGUGCCCCAUCCUUGCAAGGACACCAGUGUGGUGGUGAAAAUUGUCGAUUACUGCCCACCACCUGGCUGCCGGGCCACCAUCGACCUCUCUCAGGAGGCCUUUGCUGCAAUUGCUGAUCUGAAUGCCGGCAAGAUCGAUAUCGACUACACACAGGUCUGAACACUGAACUGCCUCCGAGAGAGCUGCUAGCAGUGAAGAUUCCAAGAUUUCCAUAUCAUAGUAGAAAUAAACAUCAUUUAGGUUUGAUGGCAUGUAACUACAAUAAGGGAUGUGUAAUGCUGCAUUUUGUGCGUACAAAGUGCGUAGUUUUAUCAACUAAAUAAAGUCAUCCUCAUAUCUCAGAGACAAGGGUUGUUCACUCUGUUUCAAACCAUUUUGCGUGGUUGUGAAGGAUAUUUUGGACGAGCAAUUUUAUUUAAGGUGUGGUUAGCUUCCUUUUUUUCAUUAUUUCAAAUAUGGCCAUUGACAUAAUUACAAU